Ramularia collo-cygni is the source of this 1419-nucleotide messenger RNA. RefSeq names its product probable adenosylmethionine-8-amino-7-oxononanoate aminotransferase. The transcript has 2 exons. Gene Ontology annotation, molecular function: transaminase activity; pyridoxal phosphate binding. Gene Ontology annotation, cellular component: cytosol. NCBI's taxonomy places the organism in Eukaryota, Fungi, Ascomycota, Dothideomycetes, Mycosphaerellales, Mycosphaerellaceae. The record is from RefSeq and is a predicted model, not a curated record. Bases 1 to 1419 code for a protein of 472 amino acids.
AUGACACUCGAAGAGCUUCCGCAUGAGGGCGGAAAUGCUGCCCGGGUCACGACGGAUCUCAUCGUGGACAAGCAAGAUGCCUCCUCUGUCCUCCACACCAAGCUCUCGUCCGCUCCACCCAUGAUUGUAAAAGCGCAGGGCAAUUACCUUACCACAUCCACCGGCGUGGAAAUCUUUGAUGCCACAUGCGGCGCGGCAGUAGCAUGUCUGGGCCACAACCAACCACGUGUUAAGAAAGCCAUCCUGAACCAGCUCGACCAAGUGGCAUACUGCUAUUCACCAUUCUUCACGACCUCUGCAUCCGAAAACCUUGCCAAGAUCCUUACAGAUUCCACCCAGGGAGCCAUGUCGAAAGUGUUCAUUGUCAGUUCUGGAACCGAAGCUGUGGAGGCUGCGUUGAAGAUGGCACGGCAGUAUUUCACUGAGCUUCCGGAACCGCAGAUGCAACGGACGAGGUUUAUUGCUAGGCACCAGAGCUAUCAUGGCAACACGCUAGGUGCGCUAUCCGUGGGAAGUCAUAAGGCGCGGAAGGCGAUCUACAUGCCGUUGUUGGCGGACAACGUUUCACAUGUCAGUCCAUGCUAUCCUUACAGAGGCCAAAAGAAUGGGGAAAGCGAUGCGGAGUACGUUGCUAGGCUUGCAGACGAAUUGGAGGCCGAGUUCCAGGCCGUAGGUCCAGGUAACGUCUGCGGAUUCAUCGCCGAGACCAUGUCAGGCAUGACUUUGGGCGCUGUGCCUGCAGUCCCAGGGUAUCUGCAGGCCAUGAAAGAGGUAUGCGAUCGGCACGGCGCUUUGCUAAUCCUUGACGAAGUAAUGACUGGAGCCGGUCGAACUGGCACAUGGCAUGCGUGGCAGCAGGAAGGGGUGGUGCCACAUCUUCAGACGGUUGCCAAAGGACUAGGUGCCGGAUUCGAWCCCAUCGGAGCUUUGCUUGUCAACAAGUCGAUUAUUGAUGUUSUCUCCAGCGGUUCAAACGGCUUCAUCCACAGCCAGACAUAUCAAGGCCAUCCUUUAGCAUGCGCAGCUGCUUGCGAAGUACAAGCCAUCGUCCGGGAGGAGAACCUCCUGGCCAAUGWCCAGGAGCUCGGCGCGUACCUUGGCGAAUUGCUCAAGCAACGUCUUGGAGAUAAGACCUAUGUUGGUGACAUCCGCGGGCGAGGCUUGUUCUGGGGCAUCGAGUUCGUCGCCGAUAAAGCGACCAAGGCUCCAUUUCCAGCUGGGAAGAAGGUCGCGCCAACCAUGCACGCCAUUGGCGUGAGUGAAGGAUUUGGUGUAUCAUUGCUGCCAGGUGGAGGCGUGGCAGAUGGUGCCAACGGCGAUGUCAUUGUGCUUGCCCCCGCAUACAAUGUGACGAGAGAGGAGAUUGAACUGAUCGUUGAUCGCACGGUCAAGGUAGUUGAACAUGUUCUUGGUCAGUAG